Penicillium bovifimosum is the source of this 1314-nucleotide messenger RNA. It is a transcript of the gene mdm12, whose product is annotated as ERMES complex subunit MDM12. Bases 1 to 1314 code for a protein of 437 amino acids. Gene Ontology annotation, biological process: phospholipid transport; mitochondrion organization. The transcript has a single exon. Lineage: Eukaryota; Fungi; Ascomycota; Eurotiomycetes; Eurotiales; Aspergillaceae. The record is from RefSeq and is a predicted model, not a curated record. Gene Ontology annotation, cellular component: ERMES complex. Gene Ontology annotation, molecular function: lipid binding.
AUGUCAAUUGAGGUUGACUGGGCAGCUGCCACGUCCGGCCCGGAUGGGGAAGCCCUGGCAGAGCGAAUUCGGUCAUUCGUACACGACAAGUUCCAGGAGAUCACCCUCCCGCGCUUCAUCCGCUCAGUGCAGGUCCACUCCUUCGACUUCGGGACCAUCGGCCCAGAGCUCGACAUAAAAGACUUCUGCGAACCCUUCGCAGAUUUCUACGAAGAAGAUGACGACGAUACAGACACCUCAGUCACAUCUGAGGAGUUCAUUCCCGACCUCCGCGAAUCCCAAUACGAAGACGACAUGACCCUCAAUCCUGCCGCGCAUAGCCCUCACAACUUCAGUCACCACCCAUACCCCGGCGAAGGCUUCCAGCCAUCCGCACUUCGCUCUCCGCUCGGCGACCACCUCAACUCACACUUCCUACCGCGUGCCGGCACGCCUGGGAUCCCCGGCGGCACCUCAACACUGGGCUACCACAUGCGGUCACUGGGCGGUCUCUCCGGAACCCAGACACCCCUCGUCGCCGUAGCAGGAGGCACACCGUUCGCAAGCGGCUGGUCAGAUUCCGGAAUGGGCAUCGGACAAAGACCGCCCGCGGUUCGCCCUUCUGCCGCACAUCAUCUCGGAGAACCAGACCUCGAUACCAUCAACUCCGCCUCUAGGCCGUCAACCGCCAACACGCACCCCUCCCACCCUUCCAUGGGUCAUUCGGGCAGUGGGGGCUCGAACCGGAAUACCAGUGAUCCUGCCGAUGCGCCGCAGCCCUCGAUUGAACCGUCAGAUGACCCUGUCGCGGAUCAAUCAUUCCCCACCCCGCCGCGGAUGCGCGAGCGUCGCCCGGAGGAUUUCCAGAUACUAUGUCAUGCUAGAUAUGCGGGUGAUGUGCGCAUCUCGUUGACUGCGGAGAUCUUACUUGACUACCCGAUGCCCAGCUUCGUGGGGCUGCCGUUGAAGCUGAAUGUCACGGGCAUCACGUUUGAUGGGGUCGCUGUGGUUGCGUAUAUACGCAAGCGCGUGCAUUUUUGUUUCUUGUCGCCGGAGGAUGCGGAUGCCCUGCUUGGCUCUGAGCAAUCUCAGGGUAGUCAGAACCCCAGCGAUGAUGGGCGGCCUCGGUCUGGGAGCGAUCAGAAAGACAAGGAUCUCAAGCGGCAGGGUGGGUUGUUGCAGGAGAUCCGGGUGGAUAGCGAGAUUGGUCGCAAAGAAGACGGGAAGCAGGUAUUGAAGAAUGUUGGGAAGGUGGAGCGAUUCGUGCUCGCGCAAGUUCGCCGGAUCUUCGAGGAGGAGCUGGUGUAUCCUAGCUUUUGGACGUUCCUGGUCUGA